UUCCGGCGGGUGACGGUGCGGACGGGUCAGGAGCGUAGAGGCGGCGGCAAAAUGGCGGCGCCUGAGGAGCAGGAUCUAACUCAGGAGCAGACCGAGAAGCUGCUGCAGUUUCAGGAUCUGACUGGCAUAGAGUCCAUGGAGCAGUGUCGCCUUGCCUUGGAGCAACAUAACUGGAACAUGGAGGCUGCUGUCCAGGACAGACUGAACGAGCAGGAAGGUGUACCAAGUGUUUUUAAUCCACCGCCAGCUCGGCCCCUACAGGUUAAUACAGCUGACCACAGGAUCUACAGCUAUGUUGUCUCAAGACCACAACCAAGGGGCCUGCUUGGAUGGGGUUAUUACUUGAUAAUGCUUCCAUUCCGGUUUACCUAUUACACGAUACUUGAUAUAUUUAGGUUUGCUCUUCGUUUUAUACGGCCUGACCCUCGCAGCCGGGUCACUGACCCUGUUGGGGACAUUGUUUCAUUUAUGCACUCUUUUGAAGAGAAAUAUGGGAGGGCACACCCUGUCUUCUACCAGGGAACGUACAGCCAGGCACUUAACGAUGCCAAGCGGGAACUUCGGUUUCUUUUGGUUUAUCUUCAUGGAGAUGACCACCAGGACUCUGAUGAGUUCUGCCGCAAUGCUCUCUGCGCACCUGAGGUCAUCUCACUGAUAAACAGCAGGAUGCUUUUUUGGGCUUGUUCUACAAACAAGCCUGAGGGGUACAGGGUGUCCCAGGCCUUACGAGAGAACACCUAUCCAUUCCUGGCUAUGAUUAUGUUGAAGGAUCGGCGAAUGACUGUGGUUGGAAGGCUAGAAGGCCUCAUUCAACCUGAUGACCUCAUCAACCAGCUGACAUUCAUCAUGGAUGCAAACCAGACUUACCUGGUGUCAGAACGUCUAGAAAGGGAAGAAAGGAACCAAACCCAGGUGCUGAGACAACAGCAGGAUGAAGCCUACCUGGCUUCUCUCAGGGCAGAUCAGGAGAAAGAGAGGAAGAAGAGGGAGGAGAAAGAGCGGAAACGCCGGAAGGAGGAGGAGGUGCAGCAGCAGAAGCUGGCGGAGGAGCGAAGGCGACAGAACUUGCAGGAGGAAAAGGAGAGGAAGCUGGAAUGCCUGCCCCCUGAGCCCUCCCCUGAUGAUCCUGAAAGUGUCAAGAUCAUCUUCAAGUUACCCAAUGAUUCCAGAGUAGAGAGACGAUUCCACUUCUCACAGUCUCUAACAGUCAUCCAUGACUUCUUAUUCUCCUUGAAGGAAAGCCCUGAAAAGUUUCAGAUUGAAGCCAAUUUUCCAAGACGGGUACUUCCCUGUGUCCCUUCAGAGGAAUGGCCCAACCCCCCCACACUGCAGGAGGCGGGACUCAGCCACACAGAAGUUCUCUUUGUUCAGGACCUGACAGACGAAUGACACUUUACUGCCUCCUUUCUCCCACCCCAAUCCCUAAAAGAAACGGAAAAACAAAAACAGAGAACAAGAGAUAAAUUCAUAUUAUUAUUAUAAUACAAUAUUUUUUUUAAAAACACUGCUGCAUCCUAUGGAAGGAUCAGAAACCAUGCUGCCUGCAAGAGUCACAACCUGCGUGCAUCCGUGUGCAAAAGGUUAGCAGUGAGCACUGCCUGCUUGGCAGACAGCAGACUCGCCUUCCCACAGUGAAGAGACAGCGGCCCUUGUGGGGAAGGAGACAUUCCCACUGUUCGCAGUCAUUCUUGCUUUUGUAGAACGUACAAAUGAAACCCUCCAGCAGCAGCUCCUGAGGACCUGUUCCUCCCACUUCUGGAGGAAGGGAGGAGAGCCCGGAACAGACUGCCCACAGUUUAUGAAUAACUUUGUUUCUGUUUGCUUUGUAAUGAUAAUGACCAAAGGAAUGAGGCUGACUUAGGUGUAUUUUUUUCCUUAGAUUUGAUAAAGAGCCGAUGCCCUGGGCUCCAGGGCUCCAAGGCGGUGUAAUAAAGGUGCCCUGGGCUCAUUUGCGCAUCCUUUGCCACUGUUCCUCUCCAGGUGGUCCCAGAGAGGUCAUUUGGUUUGGUACAGUUUUGCCACCUGUGUAUCCCAUUUGGAGGAAGUCUCGGAUUGUGACCCACAAAAGGCUGUGUGUGGGUGUGUGCUCACCUUUACACACGAGUACAGCUUUUCUUUGGCAUCUGUACCAGGUGGUGGUAAAGGGGUCUGAACCAAAGGCUUGUAGCUCCUGGUUCCCCUCUGGCUGCACUGCUGCUCUUCCCAGCUCCCCUCACUUGACAAGCUUGGUGCCUUCCAGAGGACUAGCGGCCCCUUCCCGGGCUCACCACUCCACCUGUGGAUGCUAGGCCUGUUUCAGUGCAAGUGUGAUAACAGUGUCUAAGGAUAGCCCCAUUGCAGGCAUGGCGGUGCACUGAGAGGCAGAGGCAGCAGAUAUCUGAAUUCCAGGCCAGCCUGGUCUACAGAGUGAGACCCUGUCUCAAAGUAAAUUUUGAGCCAGGAACUUUGAAAGAGAAAUUGGCCUCCCAGCCCAUGUGUGUUGGAAAGCGCAUUCCGUGGUACCGGAGACAGUUUGCAGCCUUGCUCUUGCCGUGGUGAAGCAGCAGGAGCCCUUUCCCCCCUCNAAAUGUCUCAUCUGUGACUGAAUGUUUGGUAGUGGAUAUGUGGUUGAGCCACGUACUGCCACAUGCCAGUGCGUGCUGAUAAGUAUUCCAGUGUGGACUAGCUCAGCUGGUACAGGCUUGGCACACUGCAGCUCUCUGAAGUUACCGNANUCACUAGGAGACGGUGGGCAUUCCAGUCGAGAGAAAGCAUAGUUUGUGUUGGUCACCUCCAAGAGCCCUCUAAAGCCACUGCUCUCUAAUAGUCCUGUGCUUCUGUCCUCUGCUGCUUUCCAUUGUUAGAGGGAGCAUGGUGAGGACGGAAGGCUCGUGAAGCUAUUCAGAAAACCCAUGACUAUCCCCGAGGCCCUAGCAUAGGGCCNUAAAUUCUACCUUGGGAAAUGUUAGCACUGCUAGGUCUGCUGGCACUACAGUGAGGUUGAGAGGACCCUCAGAUGAAGUCUGUCUUGCUGACAGUGAUGCAGAGGGACUUCCCCACUCCCAGAGCCUCCCUCCCAGAUUGUAGUCCCUGCCUGUCUGUCUUCCUGGCACAUGGGCAUGUGGACUGUGAACAUGUCUUGUUCACAGCUGCUUGGAGAAAUUCUGAUUUCUCCCUCUUAAUCUCUUACUGUAAUGUGUACCUUUUAAUUUUAUGCCCUUUGCCUUUUGAUAACUGCAAAAGGAUACUAGAUGCCAGACUAAUAAAGAUAGGGUCCCCUGUUGCUACAACUCUUGAGGGCAGCCUGUUGAUGUCCUGGAGGCUUGUGCUGAAAUACCUACCCAGCUCUCGUCAUCUGCUCCCUCCUUUAGUUUUGAGAGAGGUUCUGAUGGUCCAAAGUGGCCUUAAACUCUCCACACCCAAGGCUGGCCUUGAACUCCGCUCCUGAUUCCUGUGGUAGGCAUGUGGGUGUGCACCACUGUGUAGGCUCGCCAGUAGCUGUGAAACACUUCAGUUUUCUUGCUGUACCUAGAUCUGCUGUCUGGGUGCCAUUUCUCCCUGGGCGAGCUGUGGACUUCACAUUUUGUCCCUGAGGCCAAUUCAGUCUGUGACUCCCAAAGACCAAUGAGCUUGAAGACACCUGUGACCAUUUGCUAUUGCUUAAAUUGCUUCCAAAAUAUUCUGCCAGGUGUUCCAAAGUCAAGUCAUGAACAAUGGAAGGAUUUUUUUCCAGUUCUGCCCCUCAGUCCCCUCUGAAGUGGCCUCAGCUGAAUGACCAUGGGGGUGACCAAGCAACCAUACCUGAGUAAGUUUUACAGCCUCAGUCUGGUCUUUUCUUCCUCUGCAGAAUCUUCUGUGGCAGAUAGGUUUUGUGGGGGGUUGUUUUUGUUCUGUUUUUCUCCUUGCUUGCUUCCACUAUGACAGAAGAGAAGGCAAGAGAAUUCCUGUUUCUUUUAAAACUUAAAAAAAAAAAAAUUAACUAGAAUUUCCAACUGAUCAGUUAUUAUGAAAAUUGCUAAUGGUGCCAAGGCCAACGAAAGAAUGUCGGAAGGUGACCGAGAAGGAGCAGUAGCCCCCAGAGCACAUAAUCAGAGGGUGUCACCUGGCGCUGAACAGGGACUGCCACCUUACAACUGGUUGGCUUUUCUGUUUCUCUCGGGGGAAGUUUUGUCUCGUGAAGAACGCAGCAACAAAACAUGCAUCCACAAGAGAUGCAGUGCCCCUCCUGUACUGCACCUGAGUAGUUAAUAAUUUCCUGAAAAAAUCUAGUGUACUUUAAAUUUUUUCAUAAAGGUUUACAUUGUAUUGUAGGUUAACAUUAAACAUUUUAUAACAAAAAA
Messenger RNA from Mus caroli (Ryukyu mouse), 4319 nucleotides. It is a transcript of the gene Faf2, whose product is annotated as Fas associated factor family member 2. Lineage: Eukaryota; Metazoa; Chordata; Mammalia; Rodentia; Muridae. The record is from RefSeq and is a predicted model, not a curated record. Gene Ontology annotation, molecular function: ubiquitin binding. Gene Ontology annotation, biological process: ERAD pathway. Gene Ontology annotation, cellular component: endoplasmic reticulum.